CAUAGGGGCGUGGCGUUCCAUUUCAGCCAAUGAGAAAAGACAUUCGUCCCCGGGCCCCGCGCGCUGCUUGAGGAGCGGGUGAGGCUGGGGAGGUGGUUUCCUAGCAAGAUGGCGUCGGGCGGCGUCAGCCGGGCUGCUGCUGCGGCCAGCAUCUCUGUGAAGCCCAUUUUCAGUCGAGACAUGAGCGAGGCCAAGCGGAGGGUUCGCGAGCUCUACCGCGCCUGGUAUCGGGAGGUGCCGAACACUGUGCAUUUAUUCCAGCUAGACAUCACUGUGAAACAGGGACGGGAUAAAGUCCGAGAAAUGUUUAUGAAGAAUGCCCAUGUCACAGACCCCAGAGUGGUUGAUCUUCUGGUCAUUAAGGGAAAGAUGGAACUGGAAGAAACGAUUAAAGUAUGGAAGCAGCGGACACAUGUUAUGAGGUUCUUCCAUGAAACAGAAGCACCAAGGCCAAAGGAUUUCCUGUCCAAGUUCUAUGUUGGCCACGACCCAUGAAGUGGAAAGCUGUAUGUUGAUGUUUCAUUAUUUUAGAGCACAGAUAAACUCAUUAUACGAUGGUCACUUCGUGAUAGAAUUCUGUUGGUGAACCAGUUUUCUGCAGUCUCAUUUUUUGCCUGAACAAGUGGGGUCUUGGUAUACACACCACCUGUUCUUUCUCUUUUCCUGAAGUAUGGUAUUUGCUAUAAAUUAAAAUGGAUUCUCUUU
Molecule: messenger RNA, 705 nt
Organism: Microcebus murinus (gray mouse lemur)
Lineage: Eukaryota; Metazoa; Chordata; Mammalia; Primates; Cheirogaleidae
Gene: NDUFA6
Product: NADH:ubiquinone oxidoreductase subunit A6
Biological process (GO): response to oxidative stress
Cellular component (GO): respiratory chain complex I
Source: RefSeq, a predicted model, not a curated record